Molecule: messenger RNA, 1668 nt
Organism: Caenorhabditis elegans
Lineage: Eukaryota; Metazoa; Nematoda; Chromadorea; Rhabditida; Rhabditidae
Gene: gen-1
Product: GEN1 Holliday junction resolvase homolog
Exons: 10
Coding region: 12-1316 (434 amino acids)
Molecular function (GO): nuclease activity; catalytic activity; DNA binding
Source: RefSeq, marked reviewed
AUGCUACUAGAAUGACUAUUAACGGGAUAUGGGAGUGGGCGAACCACGUAGUUCGAAAAGUGCCAAAUGAGACCAUGCGCGAUAAGACAUUAUCGAUCGAUGGCCACAUUUGGUUAUACGAAAGCCUGAAAGGCUGUGAAGCUCAUCAUCAACAAACUCCUAACAGCUACCUGGUCACAUUUUUCACAAGAAUCCAACGCCUCUUGGAGCUAAAAAUUAUUCCUAUUGUUGUUUUCGACAAUAUUAACGCAAGUUCAUCUGCUCAUGAAUCGAAAGAUCAGAACGAAUUUGUGCCACGAAAGAGGCGAAGUUUUGGAGACUCUCCGUUUACAAAUUUAGUGGAUCAUGUGUACAAAACAAAUGCUCUUCUCACAGAACUUGGGAUAAAAGUCAUCAUUGCUCCAGGAGAUGGUGAAGCUCAAUGUGCACGGUUAGAAGAUCUCGGAGUGACAAGUGGUUGUAUAACGACAGAUUUCGAUUACUUUUUGUUUGGCGGAAAGAAUUUGUACAGAUUUGACUUUACCGCCGGCACUUCUUCCACCGCUUGUCUUCAUGACAUCAUGCAUCUUUCCCUGGGAAGAAUGUUUAUGGAGAAAAAAGUCUCCCGUCCUCAUCUAAUUUCAACUGCAAUUCUUCUCGGUUGCGACUAUUUUCAACGUGGUGUUCAAAACAUUGGAAUUGUCUCGGUUUUUGAUAUUCUGGGAGAAUUUGGUGACGACGGAAAUGAAGAAAUAGAUCCUCAUGUGAUUUUAGAUCGUUUUGCGUCAUACGUACGCGAAGAAAUUCCAGCUCGUUCAGAAGACACCCAACGGAAGCUUCGUUUACGACGAAAAAAGUAUAAUUUUCCUGUUGGAUUUCCUAAUUGUGAUGCCGUACACAAUGCAAUUACGAUGUAUCUUCGGCCACCCGUAUCAAGUGAAAUUCCGAAAAUUAUUCCAAGAGCUGCAAAUUUUCAACAAGUCGCAGAGAUUAUGAUGAAGGAAUGUGGUUGGCCAGCAACAAGAACACAGAAAGAAUUAGCUCUUAGUAUUCGGAGAAAAGUGCAUCUGACGACAACUGUGGCUCAAACUCGAAUUCCUGAUUUCUUUGCUGCCACCAAAUCGAAGAAUUUCACACCGAUCGUAGAGCCAUGUGAAUCACUUGAAGACUACAUUUCUGCAAAUAAUACUUGGAUGAGAAAACGAAAACGAUCAGAAUCUCCACAAAUUUUACAACACCAUGCGAAACGACAGGUUCCAGACAGAAAGCGAUCUGUAAAAAUACGUGCCUUCAAGCCAUAUCCCACUGAUGUCAUCGAACUUGGCGACUCGGAUUAAUAUACAAAAAAAGUUCAUCCAAAUUACUCAUAUUUCGAAUUUAAAAAUUCAUAAUUUUAAACCCCCAAUUCACACAGUAUACAUCCUCUCAUUUUUAUCCAACAUUUGUCUCACACACAUUCCGAAGGAUCCUUCCACUUUUUUGUACUAUUUCCCACUCUUUUUCUCCAAAAAUCCCGUUGAAAAUUGAAAAUUCCCCUUUUGAUUCUCGAAAAAAUGGUUCCCGUUGAAAACUUCUUUUUUUUAAAUCCGGCCGUAAUAGUUUCUAUUCGACUUUUUUUUGCUUAUUGCUCGUCUCAAUUGUAAUAUGAUUUGAUUGAACACAAGUAAUUUGAUUGAGAAAUAAUUCAAA